UCCCUAAACUAAUUACGUGGCACCAAAACAAAACAAAACAAAUCAUGGCACAUAUCAUAUCAUCUCAAAAACAUUCCCACUUCCCCCCAACGCUCUCGUCCCCAAUAUAAUCACCCAAUCACCUCGCUCCCCCCCAACCUCCUCCUUUGUGUUUUAGUCUAACUUGACUUGCCCUUAGCUAUCGUGAACCUACCUCGUCGGUCCGCUUCCAAGAGCCCCCGAAGGUUUACGAUCAAGAGCUUUCCAACCAGCUCGACAUCACUGAGCGUGAAUAUCGUCGUCGUGUCACUCCGACCUACGACGUUUAUAACACCAACACUACCCAACGGCCUAGUGUAGAAUCCUACGAGCAACGCCAGCACACUACUGACGUCUCGUACGACCGUACUCCUUCCCGUUCCCAGGUCAACGUCUCGUACGACAAAGCUUAUCAAGCUCCCGUCCGCGACACGUACCCCGGCUCCUCUGUUGGCCAGUCUCAACUCGCUGUCGAACCAGUCAACCCUCCUUCGUCGAAGGUCAAGGUUCUUAGCACUACUACUGUAGUUGAUCAUCCCCCAGCUCGCAAGAUGGGAUACUACGACGACGACGGUAACUACCACUCCUUCCGUCGUGGUGUGGAACGCGCUGCCGACCGCAUCAUGCACCCUUUCCACCACCAUGAUCACCAUCAUGAUCAUGGCCAUCAUCACCAUGACCGUCAAGAUACCGUCGUUGCUGACGAUCGCGGUCCAGUUCGUAUCCGUGAGGGUGUCCGUGAGGAUGUUCGCAUCGUUGAACCACGCAGCGGUGGCGGUCGCAACAACGCUGACACUGUGCCCAUUCCCUGCCACUUCAUCCGCAUUGGCGACAUCCUGAUCCUCCAGGGCCGCCCCUGCCAGGUCAUCCGUAUCUCCGUGUCGCCCCAGACCGGCCAGCACCGCUACCUUGGUGUCGACCUCUUCACCCGUCAACUGCAAGAAGAGUCCAGCUUCAUCUCCAACCCCUCCCCCUCGGUUGUCGUCCAGACCAUGCUGGGUCCUGUCUACAAGACCUACCGCAUCCUGGAUCUCCGUGACGGUGAGAUUGUCGCCAUGACCGAGACUGGUGACGUCAAGCAGGGUAUCCCCGUUGUGCCCCAGGGCCACCUCUUCCGCCGCAUCAAGGAUGCCUUCGAGGAGGGCCGUGGUAGCGUGCGUGCUCUGGUCAUCAACGACGGUGGCCGCGAGCUUGUUGUGGACUACAAGGUGAUCCACGCUUCCCGCCUGUAAAUCAUUUGCCCGCUUUUGUUUAGCCGGGACCUGGUUAAGGUUAGUGUACCCGCACCUCUUCCACUGGACCCGGAUCAGGGG
Molecule: messenger RNA, 1331 nt
Organism: Aspergillus alliaceus
Lineage: Eukaryota; Fungi; Ascomycota; Eurotiomycetes; Eurotiales; Aspergillaceae
Gene: hexA
Product: putative Woronin body protein HexA
Exons: 1
Coding region: 570-1250 (226 amino acids)
Biological process (GO): positive regulation of translational elongation
Molecular function (GO): translation elongation factor activity; RNA binding; ribosome binding
Source: RefSeq, a predicted model, not a curated record